Dioscorea cayenensis subsp. rotundata (Guinea yam) is the source of this 2301-nucleotide messenger RNA. RefSeq lists its product as uncharacterized. Bases 2 to 1534 code for a protein of 510 amino acids. The record is from RefSeq and is a predicted model, not a curated record. Lineage: Eukaryota; Viridiplantae; Streptophyta; Magnoliopsida; Dioscoreales; Dioscoreaceae. The transcript is spliced from 9 exons.
CAUGCUGGGCAAUUCUUGUAGAUUCCAGCUAGAGCAAGAUGUUCUACGGCUUCAAAAGUUGCUGAAUGAGGAGAUGGAGUUGCAUGCUAUCCUUGAAAAUGCUAUGGAACAGGCCACCAUAACAUCAUCUGACCUGUCUUCCCUCCCAGAUAAUGCCAAGAAGCUAUUAUCUAAUAUUGCCACAUUGGAGAUGACAGUUUCAAGACUUGAGCAAGAGACAAUCUCUUUGCAGUUUCAGUUAAUUCAAGAAAGAAAUGAGAGAAGAAUUGCUGAGUUUCGUUUGAAACAAUUACCAUCUAGUCAAAUACUUACUGAUUCACCUGAAAAUUCACAAAUAAUGGAUAUAAUAAAUGCCAUAGGCAUUCAGGAUAAAAUAGUUUCAUCAGAACAGUCGCAGGCAGACAUUUUCAGCAUCAGAAAGCAUAUUCCUGUCAAGGGCCUCUAUACCCAACCUAAUUUGCUUUCAGAGGAGAUGGUCCGGUGUAUGAAAAAUAUUUUCAUCUCACUGGCAGAAUCUUCCUUGCACCCCUCAAAAUCUUUCUCAUCAGAGAGAUUUUCCUCGUCCUCAUCUCCCAGUGGACAUCUUUCCAGUAUUUCCUUUUGGUCACUGUCUGAACCAUCAACACUAUUCUCAUGGGCAAAUAGUCCUCAAGUUGAUCUGCAGUGUGAGACUGAACUUAUAGCUAAAGGAAAUGCUUUCGAUCCCUACAAAGCUCAUGGCAAAUUAAAUUGGACAGAUAUUGGAAAUUAUGGUGUUGCAAUAGAAGUAUCCUGGAUGUCAGUGGGAAAGAAGCAACUUGAAUAUGCUGCUGGGGCACUAAGGAGAUUCAGAUCACUGGUUGAAGAGUUAGCCAAAGUAAAUCCUAUCCACUUGAAUCACAAUGAGAAGCUAGCCUUUUGGAUAAACCUGUACAACGCUCUUGUGAUGCAUGCUUAUCUAGCAUAUGGAGUUCCUAAGAGUGACGUGAAGCUCUUUUCACUGAUGCAGAAGGCUGCAUAUACUGUUGGAGGGUGUUCAUUCAGCGCUGCUUGCAUUGAGCAUGUGAUACUGAAGAUGAAGGCACUGGCGUACAAACCACAAACUGCUUUACUACUUGCUCUACAAAAGUUGAAGUUAUCUGAGGAGCAGAGAAAAUGCUCAAUUGAGGCACCUGAACCCCUUGCCGUAUUUGCUUUGAGCUGUGGAUUGUAUUCUUCCCCUGCGGUAAGAAUUUACACAGCAAACAAUGUGAGAGAAGAGCUCGAGGAGGCUCAACGGGACUUUAUACAAGCUUCAGUUGGAUUAAGCAGUAAAGGGAAGCUUCUCAUUCCUAAGAUGCUCCACUGUUUUGCCAGAGGGUUUGUUGAUGAGGCCAACUUAGCUACCUGGAUUUCCCGGUUUCUCCCACAGCAGCAAGCAAACUUGAUCGAGCAAUGUAUGUCACAGAGGCGAAAUGGCUUCCUCGGAUCUCGCAAUUGUGCUGUCUUACCAUAUGACUCUCGGUUUCGAUACCUUUUCCUGCCUGAUAUCCUCCCAGCAAAAAUAUUUCCCUGAGUCCUAGCAGAUAAAGCAGCUACUUGCAAGCCAAGCUGAUAAAAUAACUCAGCUCAUACCCUGUGUAUCAGAUGGAGGAUCUGGAGAAGAAUGUUCCAAUGACAGGAAAGAUAGCUUUCCAUUCUGUUAUUAGUUUUUGAGUACUGGUCUGCACCUUGUCGGCCAGGCCUGAAUUUGGCAAAUCUCAUCAACAGUUCGGCAUUUCACAAUAAAUUACAAGAGGCUUUCGUGUUGGAUGAAAGGGUUAUUUUCUGGUUUAGUAUUCCACGUCUGUACUGAGUGAGUGAGUGUUCUCUCACACUGCAGCAGGUGUAAUUGUAAUUUCCUAAUUUCUGUAUAAUGGUAAUGCUUAAAUAUUUAACUGCCAGGCAUUGAAAAAGAAGCAGUAACUUCCAGGGUUGGGUUAAGCAAAAUGUAGACAUUCUGAUCAGUUGACAUUCAGCACCAGAAGUUAACAAUCAAAAUGUAGACAUUACUUCUGACCCGUUGUCAUCUACAAAGUCAACAAUCAGACUGCAGACGUUACUGAUAGACUGCAGACGCUUUUGAUGUAUCUAAUUAUCUAUUAGUAAUGUUUCUAUUUUGCAUAAGAAACCGCAGCACAACAGUUAAAUUACAUGAAUCAAAAGAAAUACAACAGGAAGGCAUACUCCAUAAGCAAAUGGUGUGCUCAACUGAACAGUAUUCUUGCAUUGCAUCAGGAGUCGCUUAGGAGAAACCCCAAAUAAGGAGAUCUACAAAAAUUGAUGUCCAACGAAAAAAAAAAA